AUGUCGGAGGAUAACAACGCAGACAAAUCCAUCAAGGUAAGGUUGCAUUUUAAUACAGAGCAACUUUUUGCAUGCUGGAUGUUCUGCUAAUGUUAUAAUAAUGCAUUGAAAUAAGUGUUACUAACUGUAAGUCGCUCUGGAUAAGAGCGUCUGCUAAAUGACGUAAAUGUAAAUGUGAUAAAUGUCCGAUUGUAUUUCAUAGACAAGUCAGUUGCUUAGAUCUAGUGCAAACACAUUUUGUUCCUCUUGGUACGUUACUGUAGUAUUUUAGCAGUGUUGGGAGUAGUGAAGUACAUGUAGUUCAACAACACUGAACAAAGAUAUAAACGCAACAUGUAAAGUGUUGGUCCCAUGUUUCAUGAGCUGAAAUAAGAUCUCAGAAAUUUUCCAUAUGCACAAAAAGCUUUUUUCUCUCAAAUGUUGUGCACAAAUUUGUUUACAUCCCUGUUAGUGAGCAUUUCUCAUUUGCCAAUAUAAUCCAUCCACCUGACAGGUGUGGUAUAUCAAUAAGCUGAUUAAACAGCAUAAUUACACAGAUGCACCUUGUGCUGGGGACAAUAAAAGGCCACUCUAAAAUGUGCAGUUUUGUCACACAACACAAUGCCACAGAUGUCUCAAGUUUUGAGGGAGCGUGCAAUUGCCAUGCUGACUGCAGGAAUGACCACCAGAGCUGUGUCCAGAGAAUUAAAUGUUCAUUUCUCUACCAUAAGCUGCCUCCAACGUCGUUUUAGAGAAACUGGCAGUACGUCCAAUCAGCCUCACAACCGCAGACCAUGUGUAUGGCGUCGUGUGGGCGAGCAGUUUACUGACGUCAACGUUGUGAACAGAGUUCACUUUCCAUGUGUAUUAGUUACAUGAAACCAGCCUGGUUUUGUUUUCCCCUCAACACAAUUUAGUGCCCCCAAGUAAACUGAACUCUAUGGCAGUGGCAUAAUACCCAUAACCUAGCGGUCAAACAGGGAAAUGGUUCCAAUCGUUUUUCCACUUUAAUUUUUCCCCAAAGGGAUUUUAGAAACACUUAAAAUAAGGGCUGUGUUUCAUAUAGGCUUACCCUGGCAUGACGGACAAGGUGACUUAUCAAUAUAGUUGGCUCUAUUUACUUUUAUAGAUGAAUAAACAUUAAACCUCUAGUCAUGGUGUGUCAUGGUCAGAAUCAGGUGUAACUAACUUCCAAGCACCCUGAAGCUCAAGUGAGUAGGGUAUUCAAGACUAUAAUUAGCGUACUAGAUGCUUUUAGCAGGAAACACUCCUAUGUAUUAAGGAUAGAUACCUCCUUGUGAACCCUUUCCCCUCUCUCCAGGUCUGUCUUACAUUUUAUCCAGCCAGCCUCUCAGUCUGGACCUCUAAUCAACCCCUCAGAUGCCUGGCCUUGUCUCUCCUGCUCUUGGCUGCUACUCUUAGUGUGUCAGUGGGCAUCCAUAUUAAACAUAAAAUGUGAUCCAAGUGUCCCCUGCUGCUCACACAGCUGGUUCAGAAUGUGCUAAGGAUGGGAGGAGGCCCUGGGGGGGGGGGGGGGGGGAGGAGAGUGUCGGUUUCCACUAGAUGGCACAGCCACAAAGUCAAAAUUGUCUAUAUCGUAAAAAUUCAUGAAAACAAAAAUGUGCAUUUUGGUGUUAAUUUAAGGUUAGGCAUAAGGUUAGCAGUGUAAUUUAAGGUUAGGUUUAAAAUCUGAUUUUAAGAGAAAUUGUAGAAAUGCUACAAAUGUUUACUAGUGACGACGAGAGGUGCUGGCUUUUUGGAAUAGCCUAGCGCUGAGAAUUGGAACACCGCCUGGGGCAAAAAGCUCCAAAGGCCAGAAUGGCCCACUAGAGUGAACAGAAAAAGGAAAUGUUUUAAGUGGCAAAUAAGGAGUUCACGAUAAGCAUUUAGAGUUUUUGUAAACAACUCUUCCUAGCUACUUGCCAAAUACGCCCUUGCUAGUCAUAGGAUAAAAAUGGUUGGAGCAGAGCCCAGAGGUACUGGAUAGGGGUCAUCUCUGGUCCAAGAAAAGCCUCUGAGUAAUUGGUAUGCAUUACGAUAAUGGCCAGCGAGUGUAUACACAACAGGAGCUUGACUUAGCAAAAGAGAGGAAUUGGACAAUAUUAACUGUGAACAGGGAUGCUGCUGCCUACACAUGUUUUCUGUGUGAAAUGUUCCCAGAUGCAGGACUGGUUGGAGGACUUGAAAGGAAAAAAAUACUUAUUUCUACUUACAGCUAUUUAUCAUUUUAAAGGUACAUGUAAUUGACCCAGAUGCAUUCUUGAUUUUGUCCUCCUCUCUUAGGAAACCUCAAUCUUGGAGGAGUACAACAUCAACUGGACACAGAAGCUCGGGGCUGGGAUCAGUGGACCUGUUAGGUGAACAUUGUUCUCGCAUAGGUUGCCCUAUUGAAGGGUUCCCUUUGCCGUAGCCGUAGCAUUUGUGCAAUGUAGGAGAUCCAUAAAUAUUAUUGCAUAAACCCAGAUGAGGUUCAAGAGUUGUCCUCCAGAGGAGUCCAGUGCUCUUACACUGGAUUGGAGAAGGUGGUGUCACUCACACCUGUUAAAGGUGGUAUUACUCAGUGUGUUUACAGUGGCGCCUGCCCUGGCAGCACCAGCAGCCUCUCAACCCAUUGACACAUUACCACACUGACCGGGUCGUCUCUGGAUAGGGCAUUAGUGUCAAUGUGUUUGGGAUUCACCUCGUCAGCUAUGGAGGGUUGUUCCAACAUUCUCAUGCUUAGGGAAUUAGACUUGCGUUGAAUUACCUUCACCUCAAAGGCUGCCUUACACUUUCCUGAUUCAUCUUUGGCCAGGCUGCGCGGAUCAGAGGGGUAUACUACGACGCUAGCUAGAUAUUUUCAGGAUUUUCUAAAGCUAGCCAGCUUCAGUUGGCUUCAAAUUUCACCUCAGGCUUCAUCCAUGUUACGAAUGUGGGUAUUUAGCAUGCACCCGCUGUUAACUCGAGCCAGCUUGUAACUGCGCGUUCGUGUUGAAUGUGGGUAGUCGAACGCCAAACUCUUCAUUGAGACAAUGCUGAAACUGCAAUCCAUGGGCGAGUCACUGUCACACUUUCAUUUUUGCUGAAAAUGAAAGAAAGGUUAUCUUGCAAAUUCAGCGGGCUAUGGUGGGAUAUAGGCUACUACAAAUGCCGUUAUUAUUUUAUUAAUCAUAUUGUUAAUGUAGUCUUGGUGUGCUUAUCAAUGCACACGCCCCUUUUUCUCCACUCCUAUGGAUGAAAUAAUCCUAUUAAGACAUACAAAAGUAACGUUUUACCACGUGUGACGUUUCAAAUGCAUCCUGUCAUUACUUAAUGUGUAGUGUGAUGUAUUGGGCUGGGAAUGGCCAGGGACCUCACAAUACGAUAUCACCAUACUUAGGUGCCGUUACGAAAUGUAUUGUGAUUUUCACGAUUCUAUAUGCAUUGCGUUUUUUUCCCAAACCUAUUACUCCACCAUACUGUAUGUCUGCUGCAGAGGGACGAGAGAGCCAUGAGAGAACGACUUUUGAUCAGUCAUGGAAAUAAAAGUCCUGAAUAAUAAUUGGCUCACUAUUUAAAAAGAAUAUGGAGAACAAACUAUGAAGGAAAAAUACUGGCGUUUUGGUGCAGGUACAGCCGGCUAGCGCAAAAAUAUUAUUGCAAAAAAUUAUAUUGCGAUAUAGCGUCAAAGAAUAUCUUGAUAUGGAACUAUUGAUUUACCCCCACCCACCGCCCCCCAAUCACUAGUGAUAUAUAUUUCAAUAUUAUUAUUUUUAACACUAACAUUUUGAUUUAAUAAAACAUUUAAUCAGUCAUCUUCCUCAAAUAUGGUCCGGAGAGUGAGGGAAUCUAAUUUGAUUGGUCCUCAACUUGCUGCUGAAAAACUUCAUUCAGGAUAAAGUGGAGCUAGCCUGCCCAGGAGUAGGUUAGAGCUGAUGGCGUUGCCAUAGAAAUGUACCUGGCUAAAAGGUGAACCACCUUCGUGUCUACUGUUAUCCCGAGUUGAACAUAGAAUUGACCAAAGUUAGCUUGCUAACUCCUCCAGCUUCAUAGUACACCCCUCAGUUCUUGCUGAGAGUCAAUUGUUAUCUGGACGAUAGGCCUUGUUGAUAUGAUUUGGCCUUCUCUCUGAAACACCUGGAACAGCUGAUAUGUGACUCAGACUCCAACAGAGUUCAAAGUCCUGGGUUAAGGUUAGCAUUUGUCAUAGUCUUAAGGCUCGCACACAUCGUACGUAAUGUGGAUCUAGUGUUCGUCUGCCGAACAUUCAGCGUGUAUGUUUUAGGGACAAUUUUCAUGCGAUUCUACAUGUAAAAUUGGUGCGCACUCUGUUUGCAGAUUUACGUUCAGAGGUGCUAAGUACUCUCUGCCAGCAAACAGUCCUGGUGUGCCUGAGCUGUAAGUCCUUAGCGGCUCACCGUUCCUCAUGGUCUACUGACACACAGCGAACACAAGCUCUUCCAUUCCACUGCAUGCCGCACCACUUUACUCAUUGAUUCAGAAUGGAGACUCGUUGCUUUCUGUCUAGGCUGAUUUCUUGGCCUAUCUAUAGCUAGAUGCUGUAGGCAUUACUGGCCUAUAUCUUUGCUCUCUCCUUCCUUGUUCCCCUCAUACUCUUUCUGAUGCUUCAGGAAUUUCACUCCCCCUGUUGAACUUUGGUCGAGCAGAAUGUUCCUCCAGGAUAGGCUAGGUUUUAUUCUUAGUGUAAUCUGAGUUUAGGAGCAGAGGUUAUGGUUUGGAUUGAAUGUUUGUGUCCUCAGUGAGAGGCUGGUACUGGUAUUAAGCCUACUCUUAGUUAACCUAAUAACGGUGUGGACCAGCAUUAGCUCUAGGGCUGGGAAUUGCCAGGGACCUCACAAUACGAUAUUAUCACGGUACAUCGGUGCUGAUACGAUAUGUAUUGCGAUUCGAUACUGUGAUGUGUUGUUCUAAACAUAUUGCUGCUGCAGAGGGACGAGAGAGCCAUGAGAAAAUGAGUUUGGAUCAGUCAUGGAAAUAAAAGUGCUGAAAAGAAAUUGGCGCUCUAAUUUAAGAACAAGAUGGAGAACAAGCUAUGUAGGAAAAAUGCAGGAUUUUAAUACGAGAUUGUCAAAACGAUAUGAUAUAUCGUCAAAUUAUAUCCCGAUAUGUAACGAUCGAUAAAAAAAAAAAAAAAAUCCCCCAUUCACUAAUUAGCUCUAGGGCUGCACGAUAUGGGCAAAUUAUGUAAUGGUGAAUUUAAAAAAAUGUUUUUAUGAUAGUUUUCCUCAAUCUUGCAAUUGCAAUAUUACUUUUGAUUUUAGAUCAAAACACUUGGGUGAACUGUGUUCGAAUCAUAGAAAUAAAGUGUGUAUUCCAAUUCUAUGAUUGGUGGUGUUUGGCAUGACAACUAAUGAAAAAGCCAGGUACAGUAAAAGUUGUGACAGGGUAGGAACCAAAGAGUUGGUUGAAUUUUUUUUUUGCCGCCUCUUGCGAUAUUAAAAUUAGAUGCAAUGUGCAGCCCUAAUUAGCGCCAUGAAAAGCUGGCUCACUAUUGUUAUAUUGUCUGAUUUUCUUCUUGACAUAUUUAUCUUCCUCUCCAUAGAGUUUGUGUUAAGAAGACGACUCAGGAACGAUUGGCCUUGAAGAUCCUCAUUGAUCGUCCCAAGGCCCGAAAUGAGGUUUUGAACCAUUGUUUUGGUUUUCUGAUUGUCUUUUGUUCGUGUCGUCCUUGUCUGUGUGUCAUCUGCACUUUAUGUGUCUUGUGUUUGGUCUGUUUUGUCAGUGUUGAGUCUGCUGUGUUGUCUUUGUGUACGUCCCAAAUGGCGCCCUAUUCCCUAUAAAGUGCACUGAUUUCGACCAGGGUCCAUAGGGCUCUGCUCAAAUAUAGUGCACUAUAUAGGGAAUACGGUUUCAUUUAGGACAUAAUAUGCAGUCAAAUAUAUUGGCACCCUUGCAUGAAACACAAUUUCUUAAAAAAUAAUACAUUACAUUUUAUUUUACAACUGUACAGGACCAAAAAUAAUAAUUGAAACUGAAAUUAAGAUUUUUCACUUCAAAGUAAAAAAUGGGCUUGACUAAGUUAUUAAAAAUGAUUGUUUACUGUAUAAUCUCUCACAUGGUAAGUUGCAGGUGCAUACAUGGUAAAAAUGGCCAUUCAACUACACUGUGUGCACAAUUAUUAGGCAAGUCAGUAUUUUGACCAUAUCAUCAUUAUUAUGCAUAUUUCCCAACUCCAAGCUGUAUAAACUGGAAUGCUUAUUGGAUUUAAGCAUAUCAGGUGAUGUGUAUUUGUGUAAUGAGGGAGGGUGUGGCCUAAGGAAAUCAACACCCUAUAUCAAGGUGUGUAUAAUUAUUAGGCAGCUUCUUUUCCUUAGGCAAAAAGAGAGAUUUUAACUGACUGAAAAGUGAAAUUUUUUAAAAAGUAUUUCAGAGGGAUGCAGCACUCUUGAAAUUGCUAAGAUAUUGGGGCGUGAUCACAGAACCAUCAAAUGUUUUGUUGCAAAUAGUCAACAUGGUCACAAGAACUGUGUUGAGAAAAAAAGAUGCAAAUUAACUGCCAAAGAUUUGAGAAGAAUCAAACGUGAAGCUACCAGGAACCCAUUAUCCUCCAGUGCUGUCAUAUUCCAGAACAGCAAACUACCUGGAGUGCCCAGAAGUACAUGGUGCUCAGAGACAUGGCCAAGGUAAGGAAGGCUGAAUUCCGACCACCACUGAACAAGACACAAGUUGAAACGUCAAGACUGGGCCAAGAAAUAUCUGAAGACAGAUUUUUCAAAGGUUUUAUGGACUGAUGAGAUGAGUGACUCUUGACGGACCAGAUGGAUGGGCACGUGGCUGGAUCAGUAACGGGCACGGAGCUCCACUUCGACUCAGACGCCAGCAAGGUGGAGGUGGGGUACUGGUAUGGGCUGGUAUUAUUAAAGAUGAGCUAGUUGGACCUUUUCGGGUUGAAGAUGGACUCAAACUCAACUCCCAAACCUACUGCCAGUUUUUAGAAGACACUUUCCUCAAGCAGUGGUACAGGAAGAAGUCUGCAUCUUUCAAGAAGACCAUGAUUUUUAUGCAGGACAAUGCUCCAUCGCAUGCAUCGAAGUACUCCGCUGUGUGGCUAGCCAGUAAAGGCCUUAAAGAUGAAAGAAUAAUGACAUGGCCCCCUUCCUCACCUGACCUAAACCCUAUUGAGAACUUGUGGUCCCUUCUUAAACGGUCGAUUUACGGGGAAGGAAAACAGUACACCUCUCUGACCAGUGUCUGGGAGGCUAUGGUUGCUGCUGCACAAAAAGUUGAUAGUCAACAGAUCAAGAAACUGACAGACUCCAUGGAUGGAAGGCUUAUGACUGUUAUUGAAAAGAAGGGUGGCUAUAUUGGUCACUGAUAUUUUUUGUUGUAAUGUCAAAUGUUUAUUUAUAAAUUUGAGUUUGUUUGUUAUUCUCACUUUAACAGAUGAAAAUGAACAAGUGAGAUGGGGAACUUUUCGUUUUUCCAUUUAGUUGCAUAAUAAUUCUGCACACAAAUAGUUGCCUAAUAAUUGUGCACACAGAUAUUCUCCAAAGAAAGCCAAAACCUCACUUUUACUUUCUUAGAUAUUCAAGUUUGAGGUUUAUUAACAUUUUGGAUUGACCGAGAGCACUGUAGUUGUUCAAUAAUAAAAUUAAUCCUCAAACAUACAACUUGCCUAAUAAUUGUGCACACAGUGUAGUUAAAAAAGAAGAAAAAAAAAGAACAUUCUGCUCCCUUGCACUCAAUUGGAAAGUCACUCAGCCACCCAGCCCACUACUUACUAUUAGAUAAAGCACCUUGGCAGAGUAGUGAACUGCAUGUGGUUCAGCUAGUCAUUGAAUUAAAUUCUGCUGUAGCUUGGUGGUAGUUUAACUAAAUUCAAAUGUUGGUAGUGUUUUCAGUAGUUAAUUACUUAUUUGCCAUGUAGUGGUGUAGCUAACUACUGGAACUACACACUACUCUUUUUGCAAAAAUAAAAUAUGGGUGAAGUAGGCAAGAAUAUACUUUGUUUUCCUCCAUCAGACCGGCCUAAUUCUCACUUGAAACUAGGCUUGGGCGAUAUACCGUAUACCAGGGUAUUUCGAAAUACCUGGGUAUUUUUGGGGUAGGGGACACCGCUGCAGGGGUAGAACUAUAUGAAAUCUAGCAUGUGUACAUUUAAAUCCAGCUCAGGGCUCCAGCUAUGCAUUUGGUUUGCUAACUUGCUAGCCAAGUGGCUAGAUGUCAAGAUUAUUGGUUACAGCAGAGACAUUCAAUCCUCUCCUGGAUCAAGAUCCCUGUUUUGUGCGUCGUCGUCCCACCCCACUCUCCGUCCCCCAUUACAAAAUGUCAUUAGAUGUAUUUUUAAAAAAUUAAGCGCCCCUUACAUUCGAUAAUACCGUAUACCCCGGUAUGGUACAGAAAUGGUAUGACUAUAUGAAAAUCUGAAUACCGCCCAUCCCUACUUUAAACAUAGUUGUUGUGUUUUAAUAGACUAAAUUACACAUUUUGUUAACAUCUGACUCGAGUGAACUGUUCUUGCAAUUUGCAGUCUGACAUAUCCGAUUUUAGUUAUGAUAAUUUUAGUGAACUACUUUUCCAAAGUAACUUAAUUAAGUAAAAUGUGUUUUAAGGGUAGCUUAACUUCUUCCAGUGUGAAGUAAAUGGUAGCUUGGUAAACUAUAUUUUCAGAGUAGCUUCCCCAACACUGCCACUCGGCUACCUGCAGUUGUUCAGCUGUGUGAGGUGCAGUCUAAAGGAGCAGCCCCCCACUUGAGCACAGUGUCCCAUCAGUGCAACAUGCCCUUAUCAGCUCUCAAGGCCUGUUUGUUUCUGCAAGGAACACUGAAAAAUAAAAGUAUGUCUCUGUAGUUUUGCCGAUUGGUUAUCUGCACUGUUUGUGUGUAUCAAUCGUUAAAGACAAGACGGUCUGCCUCUGCCUAGCCAGACAUGGUCAGUGUCACCAGGCAUGUUUUAACUCUUUGUUCUGUCCGUGAUGAUUUAGGUGCGGCUUCACAUGAUGUGUGCCACACAACCCAACAUCGUGCAGAUUAUGGAGGUGUACGCCAACAGUGUGCAGUUUCCUCACGAAUCCACUCCAAGGUGAGGAGGAGCAAGUACCAGCACAUACAACACGUCAUUGACGGGAUCACUUAGAAACCUGUGAAUGCCACUGUCAUAUUGCUACAUACAGUAUUAACACACAUUAAUGCUUAUGCACCUAGUGUACUUUUUUUAGGUACUAAAAAAGUGAUGGGAUAUCAGUUCUUGCCCGCAACAGUCAACCCUUAUUAAUCCACAUCCUUGUUCGAGGCAUAGACCAAAUGGCACAGUUCUAAGCGAUCUUGUACUGUAUGUAUACCAUUUCAAGCCAACCCCAUGGCUAUUAUAUACAGUGGGGAGAACAAGUAUUUGAUACACUGCAGAUUGUGCUGGUUUUCCUACUUACAAAGCAUGUAGAGGUCUGUAAUUUUUAUCAUAGGUACACUUCAACUGUGAGAGACGGAAUCUAAAACAGAAAUCCAGAAAAUCACAUUGUAUGAUUUUUAAGUAAUUAAUUUGCAUUUUAUUGCAUGACAUAAGUAUUUGAUACAUCAGAAAAGCAGAACUUAAUAUUUGGUACAGAAACCUUUGUUUGCAAUUACAGAGAUCAUACGUUUCCUGUAGGUCUUGACCAGGUUUGCACACACUGCAGCAGGGAUUUUGGCCCACUCCUCCAUACAGACCUUCUCCAGAUCCUUCAGGUUUCGGGGCUGUCGCUGGGCAAUACGGACUUUCAGCUCCCUCCAAAGAUUUUUUUAUUGGGUUCAGGUCUGGAGACUGGCUAGGCCACUCCAGGACCUUGAGAUGCCUCUUACGGAGCCACUCCUUAGUUGCCCUGGCUGUGUGUUUCGGGUCAUUGUCAUGCUGGAAGACCCAGCCACGACCCAUCUUCAAUGCUCUUACUGAGGGAAGGAGGUUGUUGGCCAAGAUCUCGCGAUACAUGGCCCCAUCCAUCCUCCCCUCAAUACGGUGCAGUCGUCCUGUCCCCUUUGCAGAAAAGCAUCCCCAAAGAAUGAUGUUUCCACCUCCAUGCUUCACGGUUGGGAUGGUGUUCUUGGGGUUGUACUCAUCCUUCUUCUUCCUCCAAACAUGGCGAGUGGAGUUUAGACCAAAAAGCUCUAUUUUUCUCAUCAGACCACAUGACCUUCUCCCAUUCCUCCUCUGGAUCAUCCAGAUGGUCAUUGUUAAACUUCAGACGGGCCUGGACAUGCGCUGGCUUGAGCAGGGGGACCUUGCGUGCGCUGCAGGAUUUUAAUCCAUGAUGGUGUAGUGUGUUACUAAUGGUUUUCUUUGAGACUGUGGUCCCAGCUCUCUUCAGGUCAUUGACCAGGUCCUGCCAUGUAGUUCUGGGCUGAUCCCUCACCUUCCUCAUGAUCAUUGAUGCCCCACGAGGUGAGAUCUUGCAUGGAGCCCCAGACCGAGGGUGAUUGACUGUCAUCUUGAACUUCUUCCAUUUUCUAAUAAUUGCGCCAACAGUUGUUGCCUUCUCACCAAGCUGCUUGCCUAUUGUCCUGUAGCCCAUCCCAGCCUUGUGCAGGUCUACAAUUGUAUCCCUGAUGUCCUUACACAGCUCUCUGGUCUUGGCCAUUGUAGAGAGGUUGGAGUCUGUUUGAUUGAGUGUGUGGACAGGUGUCUUUUAUACAGGUAAAGAGUUCAAACGGGUGCAGUUAAUACAGGUAAUGAGUGGUGAACAGGAGGGCUUCUUAAAGAAAAACUAACAGGUCUGUGAGAGCCGGAAUUCUUACUGGUUGGUAGGUGAUCAAAUACUUAUGUCAUGCAAUAAAAUGCAAAUUAAUUACAUAAAUCAUACAAUGUGAUUUUCUGGAUUUUUGUUUUAGAUUCCGUCUCUCACAGUUGAAGUGUACCUAUGAUAAAAAUUACAGACCUCUACAUACUUUGUAAGUAGGAAAACCUGCAAAAUCGGCAGUGUAUCAAAUACUUGUUCUCCCCACUGUCUAUAUAUUCAUCCCCCUUGGCGUUUUUCCUAUUUUGUUGCAUUACAACCUGUAAUUUAAAUAGAUUUUUAUUUGGAUUUCAUGUAAUGGACAUACACAAAAUAGUCCAAAUUUAGUGAAGUGAAAUGAAAAAAAUAACUUGUUUCAAAAAAGUUCUAAAAAAUAAAUAACGGAGAAGUGGUGCGUGCAUAUGUAUUCACCCCCUUUGCUAUGAAGCCCCUAAAUAAGAUCUGGUGCAACCAAUUACCUUCAGAAGUCACAUAAUUAGUUAAAUAAAGUGGUGGUGGUGGCAGCAUCAUGCUGUAGGGAUGUUUUUCAUCGGCAGGGACUGGGUAACUGGUCAGAAUUGAAGGAAUGAUGGAUGGUGCUAAAUACAGGGAAAUUGUGAUCGAUAUGUAGUUGUCCCAGCUGCUUGUUGCUCACAGCUGCUUGUUUGAAUAAGUGUACUUACUGUGAUCAAGAUGUGCUUGUCCCACUGGCUAUCCUAAGUUGAAUGCACCAAUUUGUAAGUCGCUCUGGAUAAGAGCGUCUGCUAAAUGACUUAAAUGUUAAAUGUAAAUUCUUGAGGGAAACCUGUUUCAGUCUUCCAGAGAUUUGAGACUGGGACGGAGAUUCACCUUCCAGCAGGACAAUGACACUAAGCAUACUGCUAAAGCAACACUUGAGUGGUUUAAGGGGAAAUGUUUAAAUGUCUUGGAAUAGCCAAGUCAAAGCCCAGACCUCAAUCCAAUUGAGAAUCUGUGGUAUGACUGAAAGAUUGCUAUACACCAGCGGAACCCAUCCAACUUGAAGGAGCUGGAGCAGUUUUGCCUUGAAGAAUGGGCAAAAAUCCCAGUGGCUAGAUGUGCCAAGCUUAUAGACACCCCAAGAGACUUGCAGCUGUAAUUGCUGCAAAAGGUGGCUCUACAAAGUAUUGACUUUGGGGGGGGUGAAUAGUUAUGCACGCUCAAGUUCCGUUUUUUGUCUUUAUUUCUUGUUUGUUUCACAAUAAAAAAAUAUUUUGCAUCUUCAAAGUGGUAGGCAUGUUGUGUAAAUCAAAUGAUACAAACCCCCCAAAAAUCAAUUUUAAUUCCAGGUUGUAAGGCAACAAAAUAGGAAAAAUGCCAAGGGGGGUGAAUACUUUUGCAAGCCACUGUAUGUACACUACUAGUCAAAAGUUUUGGACACACCUACUCAUUCAAGGGUUUUUCUUUAUUAUUACUUUUUUUUUACAUUGUAGAAUAACAGUGAAGACAUCAAAACUAUGAAAUAACACAUGGAAUCAUGUAGUAACCAAAAAAGUGUUAAACAAAUCAAACUAUUUUAUAUUUCAGAUUCUUCAAAUAGCCACCAUUUGCCUUGACAGCUUUGCAUAGUCUUGGCAUUCUCUCAACUAGCUUCAUUCGGUAGUCACCUGGAAUGCAUUUCAAUUAACAGGUGUGCCUUCUUAAAAGUUAAUUUGUUAAAUUUCUUUACUUCUUAAUGCAUUUGAGCCAAUCAGUUGUGUUGUGACAAGUAAUGGUGGUAUACAGAAGAUAGCCCUAUUUGGUAAAAGACCAAGUCCAUAAUAUGGCAAGAACAGCUCAAAUAAAUAAUCAAAGAGAAACAACAGUCCAUCAUUACUUUAAGACUUGAAGGUCAGUCAAUACGGAACAUUAAGAACUUUUAAAGUUUCUUCAAGUGCAGUCGCAAAAACCAUCAAGCGCUAUGAUGAAACUGGCUCUCAUGAGAACCACCACAGGAAUGGAAGAUCGAGAGUUACCUCUGCCGCAGAGGAUAAGUUCAUUAGAGUUACCAGCCUCAGAAAUUACAGUCCAAAUAAAUGCUUCAGAGUUCAAGUAACAGACACAUCUCAACAUCAACUGUUCCGAGGGGACUGUGUGAAUCAGGCCUUCAUGGUCGAAUUGCUGCAAAGAAACCACUACUAAAGGACCCCAAUAAGAAGAGACCUGCUUGGGCCAAGAAACACUAGCAAUGGACAAAUUUGAGAUUUUUGGUUCCAACCGCCGUGUCUUUGUGAGACGCGGUGUGGGUGAACGGAUGAUCUCUGCAUGUGUAGUUCCCACCGUAAAGCAUGGAGGAGGAGGUGUUAUGGUUUGGGGGUGCUUUGCUGGUGACACUGUUUGUGAUUUAUUUAGAAUUCAAGGCACACUUAACCAGCAUGGCUACCACUGCAUUCUGCAGCGAUACGCCAUCCCAUCUGGUUUGGGCUUAGUGGGACUAUUAUUUGUUUUUCAACAGGACAAUGACCCAACACACCUCCAGGCUGUGUAAGGGCUAUUUGACCAAAAAGGAGAGUGAUGGAGUGCUGCAUCAGAUGACCUGGCCUCCACAAUCCCCCGACCUCAACCCAAUUGAGAUGGUUUGGGAUGAGUUGGACAGCAGAGUGAAGGAAAAGCAGCCAACAAGUGCUCAGCAUAUGUGGGAACUCCUUCAAGACUGUUGGAAAAGUAUUCCAGGUGAAGCUGGUUGAGAGAAUGCCAAGAGUGUGCAAAGCUGUCAUCAAGGCAAAGGGUGGCUAUUUGAACAAUCUCAAAUAUAAAAUAUAUUUUGAUUUGUGUAACACUUUUUUUGUCACUACAUGAUUCCAUAUGUGUUAUUUCAUAGUUCUGAUGUCUUCACUAUUAUUCUACAAUGUAGAAAAUAUUAAAAAUAAAGAAAAACCCUGGAAUGAGUAGGUGUCAACUUUUGACUGGUAGUGUGUGUGUGUGUCUGUAGGUACAGAGUCAGAGUACCACUGUAUGAGCAUAAUACCCAUAAAACUAGUAUUUUUUAAAAAUCUGAGAGUAAAUAUAGCCAACUAUAUUGAUGUCACCUUGUCUGAGAGAGAUUUACAUGGUUAUCAAAAUGUCAUGCCAGGGUAAGCCUAUACGAAACACAGCCCUUAUUUUGAGUGUUUCUAAAAUCCCCUAUGGGAAAAAUGAAUUGCGGAAAAAAGAUUAGAACCAUUUCCCUGUUUGACCGCUUGGUUUUAUGGGUAUUAUGACACCUCCACUGUGGGGCUCUAUUCCUGUUAGGCUGAGAGAUGAUGUGGAAGUAAUAUGGCUACAGGUUCAUCUGCCUCACCUAAAGCCUAUUCUCAAAGGAAGUUGCUAUAGACCACUGAGUGCUAAAAGUCAGUAUUUGGACUGAUUGUGAAAUGCUUGAUUUAAUGAAUGUGAUAUCAACAGAGGUAUGUUUUCUGGGUGACCUAAGUAUUGACUGGUUGUCAUCAAGCUCUCCACUCAAAAAAAAGCUUCAAGCUGUAACCUGAACCAGAUUGCAGGCAUCGGUUAUCAGUCAACCUACCAGGGUAUUUACAAACCAAAAAUAAACUAAAUCAUCCACGUGUAAUGACCACGUCUUUACUAAUGCUGCAGAAAUCUGCUCUAAAGCAGUAUCCACACCCAUCGGAUGUAAUGAUCAGAAUAUAAUAGCCAUAUCAUGAAAAACCAAAGUUCCAAAGACUGGACCUAAAAUUGGGUACAACCUGAUGCCGCACUUGAAGCAUUUAUGAAAUUGCUUCUUCCGGUUGCUGAUAGGCAUGCGCCCAUCAAGAAACUUGUUAGAAGUGCCAAAUCCCCAUGAUAGAUAAUUAAUUGAAAAACUGUAUGGCUGAGGGGAUGAGGCAAAGGGUAUAGCAAAUGUCUGACAACACAGCAAAUUGGCAAACAUACAGUAAAUUGAGAACACGUAACUAAACAAAAAUAAACUAAAUUAUGGAACACAAUGAUAUAAAGAGUGAUAGUAAAACAUCUCUGGAGUACCUUAAAUGAAAUUCUAUGCAAACUUGGCUUGUUCAUGACAAAACCCUUUAUUGCCAACCACUUUAAUACAUUUUAUUGUUGACAAAAUUUGCAAAAAUAGGCAUGACAUACCAAUCACAAACGCUGAGCCUUCAUAUUCAUGCAUAUUGGACCAAAUAAUGGAAGACGAGCACUAGUCCAGCUAUCAUCCAGAAGGUGAGGUCAGCACAGGUGCAUCAAAGCUGGGACCGAGAGACUGAAAAACAGCUAUCUCAAGGCCUUCAGACUGUUUAAACAGCCAUCACUAGCACAGGCUGCUGCCUACAUAUGGACUUUAAUAAGGCCACUUUUUAAUAAUGUUUACAUAUCUUGCAUUACCCAUCUCAUAUGUAUAUACUGUAUUCUAUACUAUUUACAUUUACAUUUUAGUCAUUUAGCUCUUAUCCAGAGCGACAUACAGUUAGUAUGAAAAAUGUAUGCACUCACUAUCUAUUGCAUCUUAGCCUGUGCUACUCUGAUAAUGACAUUGCUCAUCCAUAUAUUUAUAUGUUCUUAUUCCAUUCCUUUACAUAGGUGUGUGUAUUAGGGUUGUGUUGUGGAACUGUUAGAUAUUACUUGCUAGAUUUUGCUGCACUGUUGGAACUAGAAGCACAAGCAUUUCGCUACACUCGCAAUAACAUCUGCUAACCAUGUGUAUGUGACCAAUACAUUUUAUUUGAUAGUUUUGAGUUCUGUAAAGUUGGUGUGGAAUAGGUGAUAUAUAUUUUAUUAUUAUUAUAUAUAUAUAUUUUUUGUUGCUAUCUAUAAAUAAGGACAAGCCACCUGGUACCGAUAACCUGGAUGGUAAAUUGCUGAGGUUGGUAGCGGAAUACUUUGCGACUCCUGUUUGCCACAUCUUCAAUUUAAGCCUAGAAGACAGUGUGUGCCCUGGAGGGAGGCAAAACUAAUUCCACUGCCCAAGAAUAGUAAAGCACCCUUUUUAAUGGUUCAAACAUCCAAAGAAUCUGCCUGUUACCGGUGCUUAGCAAACUUUUGGAAAAAAUGGUGUUUGACCAAAUGCAACGUUAUUUUACAGAAAACAAAUUCGCAACGAACUUUCAGCAUGUUUAAAGGAAAGGUCACUCUUCUGCGGCAAAGAAGGACAUAGGUAAAUUGCUGACACAAAUGACUGAUUGGCUGAAAGAAAUUGAUAAGAAUGUGGGCGCUGUUUUGUUAUACUUCAAUGCAGCUUUUGAUAUCAUUGAUCAUAACCUACUGCUGACAAAACGUAGGUGUUAUGGAUUUACACCUUCUGCCUUAUCAGGGAUUGAGAGUUGACUAUCUAAUAGAACUCAAGGGGUUUUCUUUAAUGGAAGCCUCUAAUGCAAAUUCAGUUGAGUGUGGUGUACCGCAGGGAAGACGUCUUGGGCCAUUCUUGUUUUUACUAAUGACCUUCCACUGACAUUGAAUAAAGUCUGUGUCUAUGUACGCUGACGACUCAACAGUAUACAUGUCGGCUACGACAGUAAAAUAAAUAACUGACUCCUUUAACACAGAGCGCCAGUCAAUUUUAGAAUGGGUAACUAGCAAUCGCCUGGCACUAAAUAUCUCAAACUAAAAGCAUUGUUUUUGGGACAAAUCACUCACUCAACCCUAAACCUCAUCUAGACCUAUUGUUGAAUGAUGUGGCGAUUUGAGCAAGUUGAGGAGACUAAACUGCUUGGUGCAACCCCUGAUGGCAAGCUGUCAUGUUCAAAACAUAUAGAUAGACUCAAUGGUUGCUAAAGUGGGAAGAGGUCUGUCCAUGAUAAGGCGUUGCUUUGCUUUCUUGACAUCCCAAUCAACCAGACAGGACCUACAGACCCUAGUUUUGUCUCACCUGGACUACUGCCCAGUUGUGUGGUCAUGUGCGGCAACGAAGGACCGACAUAUUGCACUUGGAUGUACACGGAGGGCCAAUGUCAAUGACAUGCAUGUCAAUCUCUCCUGGCUCAAAGUUGAGGAGAGAUUGACUGCAUCGCAAUUGGUCUUCGUGCGAGGUGUUGUGUUGAAGGUACCGAACUGUCUGUUCAAGCAGUUGGCACACAGUUCGGACACUAAUCGAUACCACACAAGACAUGCAACCAGAGGUCUCUUCACAGUCCCCAGGUCCAGAACAGAGGUUGGAAAACGCACAGUAUUAAAUAGAGCCCUGACUACAUGAAACUCUCUGCCACCCCAGGUAACUCAAGCUAGCAAUAAAAACGGAUUCAAAAACCAGAUUAAGGAACACCUUACGGCACGACGGAGACUGUGAAGAGACAGACAUUUAUGUAUUGUAUUUUGCAUUAAGUAUUGUAUUUUUUUAAAUGUAUUACAUGUAUUUCUAUAAUUUUGUAUGCAUGUAUGUUUUAGUUAAAAAAAUUACCCCUUUAUCUCCCCAAUUACGUGGUAUCCAAUUGUCCCAUCGCUGCAACUCCCGUACGGACACGGGAGAGGCGCCUCCCCAUGGGUCUCCCGGUCGCGGCCGGCUGCGACAGAGCCUGGACUCGAACCAGGAUCUCUAGUGGCACAGAAGUAUUGUUUUACGUAGUGUUAUGUUUUUUAUGUAUUUGUGUUUUGUUUCCUGUGGGGCCCCAGGAAGAGGAGCCGCUGCCUUGGCAGCAGCUAAUUGGGGAUCCUAAUAAAAUACUACUAACUAAUGUAACAAACAAACUAAAGCUUUACCCCGGAUUUGAGUAGAUGAAAACUGUUUACCUCAAUCAUUCCUUUCUUGUCUACAUCUCUUUUGGUCUUUCCCUCUGUGUCAGAGCGAGGUUACUGAUCGUCAUGGAGAUGAUGGAGGGAGGCGAGCUGUUCCACAGGAUCAGUCAGCACAAACACUUCACAGAGAAGAUGGCCAGCCAGGUCACUAAACAGGUACACCUUCUGCCUGCCUAGUGAAAACACAAGUGCUGUGUCCCAAAUGGCACCAUAUUCCCUACAGUACAUACUGAACUAGUUUCAAACAGGGCAAAUUCCUCCAGAUUGCUGCUCCUCCUCCCAGGUUUCCUAAUGAACACAUACUUUAAUAACAUUACUUUCUGAUGUAGUUGAGCCUCUCUGUCUGUGUUUUCUUUUAUCAUCCGUCAGAUCGGCCGGGCGCUGGAACACUGUCACUCACUGAAUAUUGCACACCGAGACCUGAAACCAGAGAACCUGCUCUUCAAGGAUAACUCCCUGGUGAGGAAAUGGAUGGGCUGACUGAAGCACACACACGGACCUGCACACACACACACACACACACACACACACACUCUCACACACUGCUCUUACUACAGGUGUCUAGUAAUAGGCUGAAAUGAGCAUGUUGCAAGAGGAGAAUCCCUUAACCUGCUACGAAAAUUCCUAUUUGAGAUUGAUCAUGUGCUCAUCCCUCUUUCUGGUCUGUUAUCUCGUUCAUGUUCAAGGAUGCACCGGUGAAGUUGUGCGAUUUUGGAUUUGCCAAAAUCGACCAGGGGGACUUGAUGACCCCACAGUUCACACCUUACUACGUUGCACCUCAGGUAAGGAUGGGUGCUCUCCUCAGAUCUGAAAGCAGGUUGGGGAGUGUUCUAUAGACAUUUUUGAUGAAAUAGUUCAAUCAGUGUUCUUCUCCUCUCACUCUAGGUACUUGAGGCUCAAAGGCGACACCAGAAGGAAAAGUCUGGAAUAAUACCUACCUCACCCACCCCCUACACUUAUAACAAGGUGAGCCACUACCCUACCCCCCCCCCCCCCCCACACACACACACACACACACACACACACACACAUUUUUGCAAAUUAAUUUUUAAAGAGACCUGAAAAUAUCACAUUUGCAUAAGUAUUCAGACCCUUUACUCAGUACUUUGUUGACACACCUUUGGCAGCGAUUACAGCCUCGAGUCUUCUUGGGUAUGACGCUACAAGCUUGGCACACCUGUAUUUGGGGAGUUUCUCCCAUUCUUCUCUGCAGAUCCCCUCAAGCUCUGUCAGGCUGCACAGCUAUUUUCAGGUGUCUCCAGAGAUGUUUGACCGGGUUCAAGUCCGGGCUCUGGCUGGGUCACUCAAGGACAUUCAGAGACUUGUCCCGAAGCCACUCCUGCAUUUUCUUGGCUGUGUGCUAAGGGUCGUUGUCCUGUUGGAAGGUGAACCUUCGCCCCAGUCUGAGGUCCUGAGCAGGUUUUCAUCAAGGAUCUCUCUGUACCUUGUACCGUUCAUCAUUCCCUCGCUCUUGACUAGUCUCCCAGUCCCUGCCACUAAAAAACAUCCCCACAGCAUGAUGCUGCCACCACCAUGCUUCACCGUAGGGAUGUUGCCAGGUUUCCUCCAGACGUCACGCUUGGCAUUCAGGCCAAAGAGUUCAGUCUUGGUUUCAUCAGACCAGAGAAUCUUGUUUUAUCAUGGUCUGAGAGUCCUUUAGGUGCCUUGGGUUAAACUCCAAGCGGGCUGUCAUGUGCCUUUUACUGAGGAGUGGCUUCCAUCUGGCCACUCUACCAUAAAGGCCUGAUUGGUGGAGUGCUGCAGAGAUGGUUGUCCUUCUGGAAGGUUCUCCCAUCUCCACAGAGGAACUCUGGAGCUCUGUCAGAGUGGCCAUUGGGUUCUUAGUCACCUCCCAGACCAAGGCCCUUCUUCCCUGAUUGCUCAGAUUGGCCGGGUGGCCAGCUCUAGGAAUGGUCUUGAUGGUUCCAAACGUCUUCCAUUUAAGAAUGAUGGAGGCCACUGUGUUCUUGGGGACGUUCAAUGCUGCAGAAAUGUUUUGGUACCCUUCCCCAGAUCUGUGCCUCGACACAAUCCUGUCUCGGAGCUCUACGGAUAAUUCCUUCGACCUCAUGGCUUGGUUUUUGCUCUGACAUGCACUGUCAACUGUGGGACCUUAUAUAGACAGGUGUAUGCGCCUUUCCAAAUCAUGUCCAAUCAAUUGAAUUUACCACAGGUGGACUCCAAGUUGUAGAAACAUCUCAAGGAUGAUCGAUGGAAACAGGAUGCAUCUGAGCUCAAUUACAAGUCGCAUAGCAACGAGUCUGAAUACUUAUGUAAAUAAGAUAUUUCCUUUUUUUUAUAUAUAUAUAUAUUUGCAAAGAUUUCUAAAAACCUGUUUUGGCUUUGACAUUAUGGGGUAUUGUGUGUAGAUUAUAACAAGGAGACCCACUACUACCCCCCCAUUCCAUGGAUUGCCAAAAAUAUCUUGCCAGCAUCUUUCCACAUUAUGCAACAUAUUUCCACUAAGGACAUCUGUGUUUGUAGGGUUGUGUCGCACUAACUCCUAUCCUUUCUCUCCCUCUCCCUCCCUAUGACCUGGCUCGUUCACUGUCCCUUGCUGUGUGUGCAGAGCUGUGACCUGUGGUCCAUUGGGGUGAUCAUCUACGUGAUGCUGUGUGGCUACCCUCCCUUCUACUCCAAGCACCACAGCCGCACCAUCCCCAAGGACAUGCGCAAGAAGAUCAUGACUGCCAGCUUCGACUUCCCCGAAGACGAAUGGAGCCAGAUCUCUGAGAUGGCCAAGGACAUUGUCCGCAAGUACGUCCCUACAGCAGGCCUUACUGUGUGUGUUCUAACACGAUGGCAUGGUUCACGAGUGAUGUUUGUCAGGCAAAAUCAAUUUGGACUGCCAAACCGGUGCUUUAGUCAUGCUGUAUUCUUUUGGAUUGAGUGAGGAUUGUUAGAAGAAUCUGUUUCACUAACAUUACUCCCUCCCGCUGUAGGCUGCUGAAGGUGAAGCCUGAGGAGAGGCUGACCAUCGAGGGGGUUCUGGAGCACCCCUGGCUGAACUGCACAGAGGCGCUGGACAACGUGCUGCCCUCCGCCCAGAUGAUGAUGGACAAGGUGGGCCUGGAUGGAUAGACUGGGAUGGAUAGCAUUUAUGUAAUACUUUCUUUUCCGUCAGUCUCAAAGCGCUUUAGAUAGACCCAGUCAUACUUACUACAGGACUGCAGACAAAACCUUUGCUGCCUUAAAGGGAUACUUCAGGAUUUUAGCAAUGAGGCCCUUUAUCUACUUCCCCAGAGUCAGAUGAACUCGUGGAUACCAUUUUUGUCUCUGCGUGCAGUUUGAAGGAAGUUGCUAACUAGCGCAAUUGCUAACUAGCGCUAGCAGAUACCAUAGACUUCGAGUCAUUGCGCUAACACUAGUUAGCAUUGACUCGCGAAACUACCUCUAACUUUGUUCAUACUGGACGCAGACAUUAAAAUGGUGUCCACAAGUUCAUCUGACUCUGGGGAAGUAGUAGGAUCAUUGCCAAAAUCCUGAGGUAACCCUUUAAUAGCAAUGUUCAGGGUGUAACAUUUUGCCAUGUGACCCUUCCUCCUUCCCUCUCUCCCUCCCUCUGCCAGGCGGUGGUAGCAGGGAUCCAGCAGGCCCAUGCUGAACAGUUGGCUAACAUGAGGAUACAGGACCUUACCGUCAGCCUCAAGCCACUCAACUCCGUCAAUAACCCCAUCCUGAGGAAAAGGAAGCUCCUAGGGUCUGUCUGUCUUGUUAAAUGUCUCGGUCUCUCUAUUUUGUAGUUGGUUAGAAUCUGCUUUACAUUGUCUGGCUGUCUAUAGCGGAGAGGGACUUUCUGCUGAGAACAGCACUGCUAAACCGAAUGUGUGUUGGUGUCUGGUAUAUGUUUCUCCUGUGUGUUGGUGUCUGGUAUAUGUUUCUCCUGUGUGUUGGUGUCUGGUCUAUGUAUCUCCUUUGUGUGUUGGUGUCUGUGUCCUGUGUGUGUUGGUGUCUGGUUAUUGUUUUUCCUGUGUUGGUGUCUGGUAUAUGUAUCUUCUGUGUGUGUUGGGGUGUGAUAUAUGUACAGUGAGGGGGAAAAAAGUAUUUGAUCCCCUGCUGAUUUUGUACGUUUGCCCACAGACAAAGAAAUGAUCAGUCUAUGAUUUUAAUGGUAUGUUUAUUUGAACAGUGAGCGACAGAAUAACAACAAAAAAAUCCAGAAAAACGCAUGUCAAAAAUGUUAUAAAUUGAUUUGCAUUUUAAUGAGGGAAAUAAGUAUUUGACCCCUCUGCAAAACAUGACUUAGUACUUGGUGGCAAAACCCUUGUUGGCAAUCAGAGGUCAGAUGUUUCUUGUAGUUGGCCACCAGGUUUGCACACAUCUCAGGAUGGAUUUUGUCCCACUCCUCUUUGCAGAUCUUCUCCGAGUCAUUAAGGUUUCGAGGCUGACGUUUGGCAACUCGAACCUUCAGCUUCCUCCCCAGAUUUUCUAUGGGAUUAAGGUCUGGAGACUGGCUAGGCCACUCCAGGACCUUAAUGUGCUUCUUCUUGAGCCACUCCUUUGUUGCCUUGGCUGUGUGUUUUGGGUCAUUGUCAUGCUGGAAUACCCAUCCACGACCCAUUUUCAAUGCCCUGGCUGAGGGAAGGAGGUUCUCACCCAAGAUUUGAUGGUACAUGGCCCCGUCCAUCGUCCCUUUGAUGCGGUGAAGUUGUCCUGUCCCCUUAGCAGAAAAACACCCCCAAAGCAUAAUGUUUCCACCUCCAUGUUUGACGGUGGGGAUGGUGUUCUUGGGGUCAUAGGCAGCAUUCCUCCUCCUCCAAACACGGCGAGUUGAGUCAAAGUGCUCCAUUUUGGUCUCAUCUGACCACAAGACUUUCACCCAGUUCUCCUCUGAAUCAUUCAGAUGUUCAUUGGCAAACUUCAGACGGGCAUGUAUAUGUGCUUUCUUGAGCAGGGGGACCUUGCGGGCGCUGCAGGAUUUCAGUCCUUCACGGCGUAGUGUGUUACCAAUUGUUUUCUUGGUGACUAUGGUCCUAGCUGCCUUGAGAUCAUUGACAAGAUCCUCCCGUGUAGUUCUGGGCUGAUUCCUCACCGUUCUCAUGAUCAUUGCAACUCCACGAGGUGAGAUCUUGCAUGGAGCCCCAGGCCGAGGGAGAUUUACAGUUCUUUUGUGUUUCUUCCAUUUGCGAAUAAUCGCACCAACUGUUGUCACCUUCUCACCAAGCUGCUUGGCGAUGGUCUUGUAGCCCAUUACAGCCUUGUGUAGGUCUACAAUCUUGUCCUUGAUAUCCUUGGAGAGCUCUUGGCCAUGGUCUUGGCCAUGGUGGAGAGUUUGGAAUCUGAUUGAUUGAUUGCUUCUGUGGACAGGUGUCUUUUAUACAGGUAACAAGCUGAGCUUAGGAGCACUCCCAUUAAGAGUGUGCUCCUAAUCUCAGUUUGUUACCUGUAUAAAAGACACCUGGGAGCCAGAAAUCUUUCUGAUUGAGAGGGGGUCAAAUACUUAUUUCCCUCAUUAAAAUGCAAAUCAAUUUAUAAAAUUUUUGACAUGCAUUUUUCUGGAUUUUGUUGUUGUUAUUCUGUCUCUAACUGUUCAAAUAAACCUACCAUUAAAAUUAUAGACUGAUCAUUUCUUUGUCAGUGGGCAAACGUACAAAAUCAGCAGGGGAUCAAAUAUUUUUUCCCCUCGCUGUAUAUGUAUCUCCUGUGUGUGUGGGUUGGUGUCUGGUAUAUGUAUCUCCUGUGUGUGUGGGUUGGUGUCUGGUAUAUGUAUCUCCUGUGUGUGUGGGUUGGUGUCUGGUAAAUGUAUCACCUGUGGGUUGGUGUCUGUUAUACAGUUGAAGUCGGAAGUUUACAUACACCAUAGCCAAAUACAUUUAAACUCAGUUUUUCACAAUUCCUGACAUUUAAUCCUAGUAAAAAUUCCCUGUCUUAGGUCAGUUAGGAUCACCACUUUAUUUUAAGAAUGUGAAAUGUCAGAAUAAUAGUAGAGAGAAUGAUUUAUUCCCAGUGGGUCAGAAGUUUACAUACACUCAAUUAGUAUUUGGUAGCAUUGCCUUUACAUUGUUUAACUUGGGUCAAACAUUUCGGGUAGCCUUCCACAAGCUUCCCACAAUAAGUUGGGUGAAUUUUGGCCCAUUCCUCCUGACAGAGCUGGUGUAACUGAGUCAGGUUUGUAGGCCUCCUUGCUCGCACACGCUUUUUCAGUUCUGCCCACACAUUUUCUAUAGGAUUGAGGUCAGGGCUUUGUGAUGGCCACUCCAAUACCUUGACUUUGUUGUCCUUAAGCCAUUUUGCCACAACUUUGGAAGUAUGCUUGGGGUCAUUGUCCAUUUGGAAGACCCAUUUGCGACCAAGCUUUAACUUCCUGACUGAUGUCUUGAGAUGUUGCUUCAAUAUAUCCACAUAAUUUUCCUUCCUCAUGAUGCCAUCUAUUUUGUGAAGCGCACCAGUCCCUCCUGCAGCAAAGCACCCCCACAGCAUGAUGCUGCCACCCCGUGCUUCACGGUUGGGAUGGUGUUCUUCGGCUUGCAAGCGACCCCCUUUUUCCUCCAAACAUAACAAUGGUCAUUAUGGCUAAACAGUUCUAUUUUUGUUUCAUCAGACCAGAGGACAUUUCUCCAAAAAGUACGAUCUUUGUCCCCAAGUGCAGUUGCAAACCCGUACUCUGGGUUUUUUAUGGCGGCCUUUCAGGUUAUGUCGAUAUAGGACUUGUUUUACUGUGGAUAUAGGAACUUUUGUACCUGUUUCCUCCAGCAUCUUCACAAGGUGCUUUGCAGUUGUUCUGGGAUUGAUUUGCACUUUUCGCACCAAAGUACGUUAAUCUCUAGGAGACAGAACACGUCUCCUUCCUGAGCGGUAUGACGGCUGCGGGGUCCCAUGGUGUUUAUACUUGAGUACUAUUGUUUGUACAGAUGAACGUGGUACCUUCAGGCGUUUGGAAAUUGCUCCCAAGGAUGAACCAUACUUGUGGAGGUCUACAAUGUUUUUGUUCUUGGCUGAUUUCUUUUGAUUUUCCCAUGAUGUCAAGCAAAGAGGCACUGAGUUUGAAUGUAGGCCUUGAAAUACAUCCACAGGUACACCUCCAAUUGACUCAAAUGAUGUCAAUUAGCCUAUCAGAAGCUUCUAAAGCCAUGACAUCAUUUUCUGGAAUUUUCCAAGCUGUUUAAAGGCACAGUCAACACAUGUAAACGUCUGACCCACUGGAAUUGUGAUACAGUGAAUUAUAAGUGAAAUAAUCUCUGUAAACAAUUGUUUGAAAAAUUACUUGUCAUGCACAAAGUAGAUGUUAACAAACUAUAGUUUUGGCAAGUCGGUUAGGACAAGAAAUUUGUGGAGUGGUUGAAAAACAAGUUUUAAUGACUCCAACCUAAGUGUAUGUAAACUUCCGACUUCAACUGUAUGUAUCUCCUGUGUGUGUGCUACAGCAGCAAGCAGAGUGACGGCUUCUUCAUCCACGACCCAGAGAACGGCGGCGAGGACUCCAACGUGGCCCUGGAGAAACUACGAGACGUCAUCGCUCAGUGUAUCCUCCCACAGGCUGGUCAGUCCACACACAAACACACACACUUCACAUCAACCAAUACAGAUGUACAACUCCCAUUUAACAUGCAUACAUGCAGGCACACAGUGGGCAUGGUGUAACUGUGUGUGUUUGGUUGUGUGUGUCAGGAGAGAAUGAGGAUGAGAAGCUGAAUGAGGUGAUGCAUGAGGCGUGGCGUUUCAACCGGGACUGCAAACUACUGCGAGACGGGCUGCAGGGCCUCAGCUGGGACGGUAGGCAUAACAUACUGCAUAAAUACAGCAUUCAAUGCAGAGCAAUGGCACCUAGCACAUACAUCAACACUAAUUACUGUGGGGAAAAUCCCCUAGUUAAAGGGAAAUUCAAAUUCAUCAGUUAGUAACCUUUGCUUGCUCAUAGUUGGUUAAAAUCUGUCUCCGGAUUAUGUCAUCGGAAACAUUAUUAUUUUUAUAACUACAACACAUAGAAACCCUCCGUUUUUCACAUGUUGUGGUGGUGUUGGAGAUGAUGAAUUUGAUUGACAAAGGGUGGCAUUUUCAUUUUAAAUCUGGUUUUGGCCAACAUUUAAUUAUUUGGUCUUCAUUGUAGGACGGGCCUUUACUGACAAAGUGGAUCGCUUGAAGUUGGCUGAAAUAGUGAAGCAGGCCAUAGAGGUAAAGACACAUUUACAAGACUGUCAGUAG
Messenger RNA from Coregonus sp. 'balchen', 25441 nucleotides. The record is from the annotation of a GenBank genome assembly. Lineage: Eukaryota; Metazoa; Chordata; Actinopteri; Salmoniformes; Salmonidae.